Molecule: messenger RNA, 1998 nt
Organism: Knipowitschia caucasica
Lineage: Eukaryota; Metazoa; Chordata; Actinopteri; Gobiiformes; Gobiidae
Source: the annotation of a GenBank genome assembly
AUGGAGAGAAAAGUUCUCGCGAUGCAAGCCAGGAAGAAGAAAAGCAAGCCAAGGAAACCUGGGAAAAGACCAGAGCCUCCUGGCCGCGGAGGGGGAGGGGGAGGAGGAGGUGGAGGUGGAUCUCAGGGGCCGACAGACUCUCCUCUGCCUGAACAGGACGAGGAAAUCCUGGGAUCAGACGACGACGAACAGGAGGAUCCCAAUGACUACUGCCGAGGUGGGUAUCACAAUGUGAAGAUUGGGGACUUGUACAAUCAGAAAUACCACGUGAUCCGAAAACUGGGAUGGGGCCAUUUCUCGACGGUGUGGUUGGCUUGGGACGUCCAGGAGAAGAGAUUCGUUGCCAUGAAGGUGGUGAAAAGUGCAGAGCAUUACACUGAAACCGCCAUGGACGAGAUAAAGCUGCUCAAAUCGGUGCGAAACACAGAUCCCAACGACCCAAACAGAGAGCGGGUGGUGCAGCUCCUGGACGACUUCAAGAUCUCUGGAGUCAAUGGCACUCACGUGUGCAUGGUGUUUGAGGUGCUGGGAUAUCACCUCCUCAAAUGGAUCAUCAAGUCCAACUAUCAGGGCCUCCCACUGCCCUGUGUCAAGAGCAUCAUCAAACAGGUGCUGCAGGGCCUGGACUACCUCCACACCAGAUGUAAGAUCAUCCACACAGACAUCAAGCCGGAGAACAUCCUGCUGACGGUGAACGAGGCCUACAUCAGGAAGAUGGCGGCUGAAGCGACUCAGUGGCAGAAGACCGGAGCAGCGCCCCCUUCUGGAUCUGCAGUGAGCACAGCCCCAGCCCCAAAAGCACAGAUACAAGGCAAAAUGUCCAAGAACAAGAAAAAGAAGCUGAAGAAGAAGCAGAAGAAGCAGGCGGAGCAGCAGAGGGUCCAGGGGGAGGGGGCCGCAGCGGAGGGAGAAACGGCCACAGACGGAACAGCCGCUGAAGAGCCGGCGGAGGAAGAGGAAGAGGAGGAGACCGCGGAGGACACGAGCUCCUCUGUGACCAUGGCCUCCACCUGCUCCACGCUGCAGGACCUUAGCACCAGCUGCACAGACCCCAGCUCAGAGGAGCCCCCGCCCGCUCCUUCACCCGACACACCUGUGGAAGGGGACACGCCUGUGGGAGUGGAUACGCCUCAGGAGGAAACUACGCCUCUGGAGGAAACCACGAUGGAAGUCAACUGUAACGGACUCAUUCCCGCCGCUGCAGACACGGAGAAGACACCAGAUCAAACAAAGCACGUACGGAACGAUAAUGAGAAGGAGGCCGACAACAACAACACAAUAGUGAGUGAGACCACGCAGGUCUGUAAUGGGACCGAGGAGCAGGAGGAGCAGCAGGAACCAUCAGAGGACAAUACAGAGGCACCUCAGACAGAGCAGAAGAAGGAGGAGCAGAUGGACACGCAAGGAGAGAGCAAGACGAAAGAGGAGGAGCCAGUAGCAGAUUCUGACGCCUCCAGUAAUUUAUUAGUGAACCCCUUGGAGCCAGUGAACGCGGACAAGCUGCAGGUGAAGAUCGCGGACCUGGGGAACGCCUGCUGGGUGAAUAAGCACUUCACGGACGACAUCCAGACCCGACAGUACCGCUCCCUGGAGGUGUUGAUAGGAGCCGGCUACAGCACACCGGCGGAUAUCUGGAGCACGGCCUGCAUGGCCUUUGAACUGGCGACAGGAGAUUACCUUUUUGAGCCACAUUCUGGUGAAGAUUACUCCAGAGAUGAAGACCACAUCGCUUUGAUCAUCGAGUUGUUGGGCAAAGUUCCCCGGAAGCUCAUCACGACGGGGAAAUAUACAAAGGAGUUCUUCACAAAAAAAGGCGACCUCCGGCACAUCACGAAGCUGAAGCCCUGGGGUCUGAUCGACGUCCUGGUGGAGAAGUACGAGUGGUCCAAAGACGAGGCCCAGUCCUUCAGCAGCUUCCUCCUGCCCAUGUUGGACCUGGUCCCCGAGCGGAGAGCCACGGCGGCCCAGUGCCUGUGCCACGCCUGGGUCAGCUCCUAA